Messenger RNA from Oryctolagus cuniculus (rabbit), 3103 nucleotides. It is a transcript of the gene GJD3, whose product is annotated as gap junction protein delta 3. Gene Ontology annotation, molecular function: gap junction channel activity involved in AV node cell-bundle of His cell electrical coupling. Gene Ontology annotation, biological process: cell-cell signaling. Gene Ontology annotation, cellular component: connexin complex. The record is from RefSeq and is a predicted model, not a curated record. NCBI's taxonomy places the organism in Eukaryota, Metazoa, Chordata, Mammalia, Lagomorpha, Leporidae.
GAAAGCAUGUGGUCUGGGUACUCCUCCAUUUCCAGAGGGAAACAGCUAUAGGAUGGGGUGGGAGGGGGGAUGGAAAGAGAGAGUUGGCAGAGCCCAUCAAGAGGCGUGGCCCUGGAUCUGUUCCCAAGGGCAGCGCCGUCCACCAGGGCCACCCUGUCCCUUUAAGAGAAGGGGGAGAGCUAGCCCCUCUCAGCCAUCCCAUCCUGUCAUCCAGCCCGGCCAAACCCAAACGGGAAAAUGAAAGAGGGACCAGGAGCAACAGGUCCCAGCUGGCUCCCGAGGCCCCUGGCUCAACGCUGAGGUCCUGGCUGCAGCCCAAGAGAUUGAGAAGGUCAGGUCGCCCCCAGAGGACGCGGGGGUCCCUGAUCGCGCCUUCCAGCCCGCUGUGUCCCCAGCGCCAUGGGCGAGUGGGCGUUUCUGGGGUCGCUGCUGGACGCUGUGCAGCUGCAGUCGCCGCUCGUGGGCCGCCUCUGGCUGGUGGUCAUGCUCAUCUUCCGCAUCCUGGUGCUGGCCACGGUGGGCGGCGCCGUGUUCGAGGACGAGCAGGAGCAGUUCGUGUGCAACACGCUGCAGCCGGGCUGCCGCCAAACCUGCUACGACCGCGCCUUCCCCGUCUCGCACUACCGCUUCUGGCUCUUCCACAUCCUGCUGCUCUCGGCACCACCGGUGCUGUUCGUCAUCUACUCCAUGCACCAGGCCGGCAAGGAGGCGGGCGGCGCGGAGGCGGCAGCGGCGGCGGCGGAGGCGGAGGCGGAGACGGAGACGGCGGUGGCGGCGGAGGCGGCGCGCGGCCCCCGCGGCCCCCGUGCCCGCGCCGCGCGCCGCUGCUACCUGCUCAGCGUGGCGCUGCGCCUGCUGGCCGAGCUGGCCUUCCUGGGCGGCCAGGCGCGGCUCUACGGCUUCCGCGUGGCCCCGCACUUCGCGUGCGCCGGCCCGCCCUGCCCGCACACGGUCGACUGCUUCGUGAGCCGGCCCACCGAGAAGACCGUCUUCCUGCUCUUCUACUUCGCCGUGGGGCUGCUCUCGGCGCUGCUCAGCGUGGCCGAGCUGGGCCACCUGCUCUCGAAGGGCCGCCCGCGCGCUGGGGAGCGCGACAACCGCUGCAACCGCGCGCACGAGGAGGCGCAGAAGCUGCUUCGGCCGCCAGCCCCGCCGGCCCCGCCAGCCCCGGGCGCUGGCCCGGACCCGUACGCGCCGCCCGCCUAUGCGCACCAGGCGCCGGCCAGCGCCGGCGAGGGCGGCAGCGCGCGCAGCAAAGCGUCCCUGGCCACCGUCCGCCAGGACCUGGCCAUCUAGCGGCGGGAUCCCCGCCUCCUGCGUCCACACCGCUGGAGCACGAAGCGGCUUCCGCGGGAACCCGAGCAGGGCUCUGCCAGAGCAGGCGGCGCGCGGCAGGGGAGCGGCGCGGAGAGCGCGUGGCGGGUGCCGGACGCUGAUGCGGGCAGGAAGGGAGGAGGCCGGGCCGAGAGGAAGUGGACAGAAGGAGGGCCGCUGGUGACCUGGCCGUUUUACUGGGGACAAAAACAGCUGUGACACCAGCGUUCCCCGGCGCUGUCCCCUGCAGAGGGGGCGCGGGCUGGGUCUGAGUGUGCACACAAGCACAAGCGGUACGCGGUGGGCUGCGUGCGGGUGCCGGUGCACGGGUGACCCCUGUGCGAGGUCUCUGCGCAUGCGCGUGCACCUGUGCCUCAGCGUGCAGCUCGCACCCGUGCACGUGUAUGUUCUCGUGAGCUCCGCGUGUGCACACCUGCACAUCCUCGUGAGCUCCGCGGCUGCGCUCUCCGCUAGAUCCCGGGCGGGUGGCUGGGGCGGGCGCGAGGUCGGCAGCAGCCAUCAGCCCUCCCUGGGCGGCAGGGCGUCACCGGAAACGCUCCCCCGCUGAGAGGGCCCAGCUAGGAAGGGAGGGAGGAGGCGCCCCUCCGCCUGGGUCUCUGCGGUGGAGACAGCUUGGGGCCAGAGGCCAGGGCAGACGGUGGUUCUCCUCCGUCUUCAGCCGCCCUGUCCGCCGCUGGCCUCCCAGUCUAUAAACUCAUCCCCUCCAGCCUCAGAACCAGGUGCUCCUGGCCCUGCGCUCCCCUCCAGCUGCCCCAAGUCCCCUGCCUGUCCCCCCACUCCAUCGGCCUCCCCCGCACCUCAGUGGGGGUGCCCAGGACCUCGGCCACUGUGGGACCGCGGGCGGCGCCUCGGCUGUCUCAUCCCAGUUCUGUCCCAGUCCAGAUGUCCCCUCCCACUCCUCACCCCCCUCAGGCCCCCCCCCCCAGCCAUCGGGGUAAGGCCAGUCCCUUCCUAGGGUGCUCUGUGUGGGCUGUGAACCACAGGACUGUCCCUAAGAAGCCCCAGGGCUGGGCGUGCGCUGCCUUUACCGGGAGCUGCCUCUCUGGGGAGCCCUGUCCCGCCCCGGCUCACGCGCCAGCCUGCCUUUUGCUCCCACUUGGGAAGAAAGCCGAGGCUGCCAGGGCGGGCGUCCCCUGCUCGCUGGAUGCCAGGGCACGGUGCCUCCCCAGGGACAGCCCUUCCCCUGCCGCUCGGCCUCACUCCCUCCCCGUCCAGGGCGCAUAGUGGGUGCUUAGUAAGUAUGUGUUGGGCGAGAAGCUGAAGCUGUCCCCAGACCCCAGGCCAUUGCCAUCUCCCUGAUGCCGGCCACUCAGCCGUGCACACCCAGCUGUCUCCCAGACGCACUCAUUCCGCAAGCUGUGUGUCAGCAUCGUGGGACAGGAACCGCAGGGGGCACAGGGGCCAUCAAGCUUCUCAUGAGCCACAUUAAAAAACUGAAAACGGGGAUGGUGUCCUGGCACAGUAGGCUAAGCCGCCGCCUGUGACACCAGCAUCCCGUGAGCACUGGUUCGAGCCCCACCUGCUCCACUUCCCAUUCAGCUCCUUGCAAAUGAGCCUGGGAAGGCAGCAGAAGAUGGCCCAAGUGCUUGAGCCCCUGCAGCCACAUGGGAGACCCAGAUGGAGUUCCUGGCUCCUGGCCAUUGCAGCCAUUUGGGGAGUGAAUCAGCGAAUGGAAGAGCUCUCUCUCUCUCUCUCUCUCGCUCUCUCUCUUUCCCCCUCCAACUCCCAUCUUUAACUCUGCCUUUCAAAUAAACAUCUUUUUUUUUUU